This is a messenger RNA of Cladocopium goreaui, 1908 nucleotides long. The record is from the annotation of a GenBank genome assembly. NCBI's taxonomy places the organism in Eukaryota, Dinophyceae, Suessiales, Symbiodiniaceae.
AUGGCUGCCAACGACAGGACUCUCCCCAACUUAGACCGGCUGCUACAGCAGGUUACGUAUCUGUUUGAACGCAGCAAGGUCAACCUUGGUACCAAGAGGGGUGACCGAAUCUACCAGGACCCAGUCCUGCUGAGUCUUUGCAAAGAUCUUGGCGCUGAGGUUCCUGGUGACGAUGAUUCGGCUAUCGCUCCUCCUCCUACGGUGUCACCGGCCAAUGUGGCACCGCACCUGCCACCUCCGACUGAGAUCCCAUUGCCUGGCCCUGCUGAACCCAUCCAAUUAGCAGAAAAACCUUCACAUGCGGUUUCUGGGGGAUCUUCUGAGGAGAAGGAACUUGAGGCUAUGGUAGAUGAGAUUUCAGCUGCCCUCACAUCGUUGGGGAUGAAUGAAGGUGAAAGGAACCCCCAAGCUGCAACAGAACCUGUGAGGGAACCUGCUGGGAAAGGUCAAUUGACAUUGAAAGAUAUGAAAGCUGCUGUGUGGCUUCCCCGGCUACCGAAGAAACGAGAGUUGGAAGGGACACCCAAUGUGGCAGUCUUGGAUAACCAUGGGGUUCUGCGGCCAGUGGCCAACCCACAUUCAAAACCUGCUGCUCCCCCCAUUCCUCAUGAGCCAUCUGAAGAUCGUGGCUUAUCGUCUGAGGAGAAUACUUUGAUUGACGUGUCGGAUGAUGACAGCGAAGAUGAUGAUCUUGCUACAACAAGUGCGCUGCGCCACAAGCUGGAAGAUAUGAUGAUGCAGCUGGAAGAGUCCUUGGAUGAUGUCGACGUUGCUACAGUUCUCUACCAGCAGGAUUUGCCUCUCCAAGCAGCCAGUGCAGGUGACAGUGCAACCUAUGUGACUGAGUCUUUGCCAUUCGGUACUGACCAACUCGAGACCCAACUUGUGAUGCCUUCCGAAGAAUUCAUCAACACGCAUGAGAUGAAAACCAUGCUUGCCAGAGAAGAUCUAGCUGAAGUCCCCCAGCAGGAAGUGCUUUCAGUUGAAACAUCGGGUGAAAUGGUAGAAGCUGGCCACUGCAAAGAGGUCGCUCCUGAGGAAAAUGGACAACACCCUGAUGUCCCAAGCCAUCCAACGGUGACCCGACGUGCCCAGUUUACCGUGAAGCAGAAGAUCAAGGAGGAACGUGCUGCUGUGAGUUGGAGUGUUUACUGGAAAACCAAUGGUGUUGGGGUGCUGCUGAACCCAGAAUACAUAGAAGGGUAUGAGCAUGCAGCUGAUCAGACAAAGCCUGUGAAAAAGAAAGAUUGGAAGCACACCACUCACUUUGGUGCUGGAUACUGUACUCAGUGCAAUUUGAUCUUGGCGAACAAGUGGGUUGAAAAGCUUUGGGACAACGCCACCGAAGAAUGGUAUCUGAGACCCAAGCAUGAGACCAUGCAGCAGUACGACAAGCCUCUUAUGGCGCGGAAACGGAAGUGGACUGCUGCGCUGCGGAGGGCAGUGGAUGAGAGCUUCUUCAUUGGUCUUCCUGGCCUUGAGCUGGAGUACUGCGAGUUUUUCGCUGGUGCUGCGAAGGUGUUUGAGGAAGUGAAGGGUGCAGCCUACCCUUCUACAGCAAUUGACAUAGAGUACAUGAAGAACGCUGCGCACGAGGGACGGACCAACCCGUUUGACUUCAUGACUCCUUGUGGGUUUGGGAUCGCAGUAUGGCUGAUAUCUCAAUGUCGCCCGAAGAACUUCUUCAUUCUACUUGCUACGGUGUGUAGCAGUUGGAUACACAUCAAUGCUGGUACAUCUAGACGUAGCAUGCUAUUGCCAGAAGGUCGGCAGGAUUUGCCUUACAUUCAGCUAGCAAACGGAAUGGCCUCAAGGACCCUUUGGGGCCAUAUACAUGCACGUUUACACGGUUUGGGUUACCACCACGAAAAAGGGAACCCACAAAACUCAUAUAUAUAUAAUUUUUGA